Molecule: messenger RNA, 684 nt
Organism: Pestalotiopsis fici W106-1
Lineage: Eukaryota; Fungi; Ascomycota; Sordariomycetes; Amphisphaeriales; Sporocadaceae
Product: Hsp70 nucleotide exchange factor
Exons: 1
Coding region: 1-684 (227 amino acids)
Source: RefSeq, a predicted model, not a curated record
AUGGAAGACAAGCGCCUCAACGAUCUCCUGAAAUGGAGCAUCAACGCCUCUACACAAAAAGAAGACAACACGACCGACUCGGCACCAGUACGAUCGCCCAACGCCGACGCCAUUGCCGCGCUGCUGGGCGGGCCCUCGGACGCCGACCUCAUGGUGGCCGCCAUGGAGAACGUCAUGUCGCCCGACCCCGAGAUCACCCUCGAGUCCAAGCUGACGGCGCUGGACAACCUGGAGCAGCUCAUUGAGUCGCUCGACAAUGCCAACCUGCUUUCCAAGCUCGGGCUCUGGACCCCGCUGCUCGAGCUGCUCGCCCACGACGAGGACGAGAUCCGCCGCAUGGCCGCCUGGGUCGUCGGUACUGCCGUCCAGAACAACGAGCCCUCCCAGGAGCGCCUCGUCGCCCUCGGCGGCCUCGAGAAGCUGGUUGCCAUGGUCCUGGGCGAGCGCGUCGCCAAGGGCGAUCAAGCCGUGGAUGCCGCUGCGGAGCCUGAGAAGAAGGACGUCAGGAGAAAGGCCGUCUAUGCGGUUAGCUCGGCAUGCAGAAACUACCAGCCCGCCAUGGACGUUGUGAGCAAGGAGCUGGCCAAGAGAGAAGGUAAAGAGGCGGACAAGGUCGACGCUGCAAAUAUGGAUGCCGUCGAUGUUGUCAUCAACGGCCUGAGGGAAAAGGUCGCGAGUGCGUAG